AGUGAGGUGGUCUCUACCACCUGUGCGGGGUGUUAGUGUGCGUGUCUCGUGUGCUCGGUUGAUGGAAUAGUUCUUGGUUUUCAUUCCUCACUUUUGUAAACAUGGAUAGCCCCUCGGGGUCUUCUGGUUUUGAUAGAAGUGAGAUGCAUCCUCCAGUGCCUGCGCCCAGAUACAAGAGGAAAUUGAUUACUAAUGAAGAUUCCAAACAUUCACCUAACACAGAGAAUACUAUGGAAGUGUUGCCACCACCGAGGAGAAAACGCAAACCCCAAAAAAUAGACAAAACAUUUCCAAACAAACAUUUAGAAACAAACUUGAAACAUGAUUAUCAUACCCUUGAAGGGGUUCAAAUAAUCAGUGAUGACAAAGAAAAAUCUCCUACUGCUGGCAAAAUGUUUCUUGAAACUCAUUUUGACAUGAACAACUCAAAAGAUUCAAACAUAGAAUGUAGCAACACGUCUGAGAUGACUGACGCUUUUAGAGAGAUAGUAGAUAGCUCUAUUUUGAAGCAUUUUAUAAAUAACAGGGUAUUAGAUAUCCCUUUAGGAAAAGAAGAGAAUUUUAGCUUUAUCUGCGAUGAAGAAUCAACUCAGAAUAUCAGUGUAGACCCCAAUGAAGAAAACAGGGUAAAUAGUAGUUUAACGGAGAAUUCUGCAACCAUAGUAGGUGUAUUUUAUAAGCCAGAGUAUACUUUAAUGAAUCAGUUAGAUAGAGACAACCCUAUAAACCAUAAUAUAAGUGGCGAUUCUGAUCCCAUUGUUUGGUCUAGUUUUUUUAACCAAGAGAAAAAUGUGCCUGCUAAUGAUUCUGAGAGAAAUUUUCAAAUUAACAAAAAAGAUUCAGAGGAAGAUGAUAGUGGAGUGUACUUUUCAGACACGAAAUCCCCACCUUGCAAAACAAACGAUGCGGAGAUUAAGCAGAAAAGUGUAAACGAAGAUGAUUUGUCAAGUAACCUUCCUUCUUCCAAACCUUUUACCAGUAAUGAUCGUGAUACAUUUGACAAUAACCAAUCGGACCUUGGGCCAAAUAUGUAUAAUCAAGUUUUGGACAGCUUUGAGGCUCAUACAGUCAGUGCUUUUAGAGAGGAAGUAACCGGACGGUUAUCUAUGUGCGGCGAAAUAAGUAAAAGCCAGGCCGUAGAAAGUUGGCUGGACAAUGGAGGGUAUGUAUCGAAGAAAAAGGUAAUAAACAGUAACUUUUCUGAUUACUUGAGAAACAUGCUGGAAGUCGAAGAAAGCGAGAGAAGUCUCUCACCAUAUCCGUUGAGCACAGUCGACGAAAGUUCCGAUGUAUCUGAAAGAGGCGCUGAAGAGGACGAGUCGGUUACACAAGAAGCCUGUGCAGUUCCCCAUAAUCUAAGCGAAACACAUGAGAAUAGAAAUGUAGAGUCUAGUGAUAAAUAUUUAACCUCUUCUGUCGAUACAAAUGUUGUACAUAUUGUAAAUAGUAAGUGUACAGAAGUUACCCCAUGUAAAUUGAUAAGUAAGAGUGUUAUGGAAAGUUCAAAGGGUAUUGAGAGCAUUGAUACGACAUUUUCUAUUUGUAAGUUGACAAGUGAGAAUAAUCUAAAUCAUAAUUACUUUUUCAAAGAGGCUAGCCUUCCUGAGUCCGUUUCUCCAUCUAUUGAACAUGGUGCUGUAAACAAACUUAUCAGUUUCUUUGAGACUAUUCACACAGAGGAUGACUUGGCCGAAGAAAACGUGUCUGAUUGUGAAGAUACACUUUCUGAAACUCAAAAUUCAGACAUAAUUGGACAAAUUGCAGAGAGCCAUGGUGUCAAUGAAACUAAUUCUAUUGACUUAAAUUUUAACUGUGUGGUUUUUGAGGGGCCUGAGGAAGAUUUAAGAAAAGAAAAAAAGGAUGAAGAACUUUCAAUCCUCAAAAGUAUUAUUGAAGAAAAUACCUAUGAAAAUAUUGAGAGUAAUUUUUUUUCAAAUGAAGCAAGUAUAACAUUUAAACCUUCCAGCCAAUGUAAGGAUGAUGAAAACCAUGCAAAUCACGACACUAGUAAAAUAAACUAUGAAUAUUUAAUUCACCAAUCAUGUGAGGGUCCUAAAAAGGAACCUGUGAACGGCCUAGAUAAAAAUUUUGAAUUACCAAGAAUGUUAUGCGAGAAUGGAAAAAAAUCAAGAAUGGCAAGAAACCUUAUACAAGUAGAAGAAAUCAGCCCACCAAUUGAAUUUUCUGAUGAUAAAGAAGUGUCAGCAAUAUUUAGUGAAAAUGAAACCACAGUAGAAAACAGUGAAGUUCCUAAUUUAAAUAGUUCAACCAAAGAUCUGCCCGACAGAGAUGAAACAGUCUGCCCUUUGAAGCGAACAAGAAUUCCCAUCGUGGUACUGACAGAAGCUGACACUGCAUCAUCUCCUAUUGGGUCCAUCGAGUUGCAUCCUCAGGACUGUUCAUCUGAAGAUAAUGACACUAGAGACAUGGCAGAAGUGAGUGAGGAAAGUUCUUUGAAGGAGGAGAUACAUUUUGCUGCUGAUGAACAAUGGUGUUUAGAGGGAAAUGAGUCUCUCCAAAAUACUAUCACUGUAGUACUAGAAAAGAACUGGGGUUCAAUAGGACUAAAAAUAAAGGGAGACAAAGAUGGCGUGGUCGUCAGUGACAUUCUAGUAGGAGGAGCAGCUGACCUAAGUGGACUUGUCUUUCAAGGUGACCGACUGGUGGGUGUGAACGGGUCGGUGGUUCGAUCACCUCGCGAGGCCGAAGAAAAGCUCCGCCACUCCCCAGACAUCGUUCACCUGCAGCUGCGGAGACCCGAUGGCAACCGGUCACUGCCUCGGCGCCGCCUAGAGGAGAUGGGCUCCAACGUGAGCCGGCACUCGGGCAAGGGACUCACCGGGAGGCGGAGUCAAAGUUCCGGAAACCUCUGUAACGGCAAGUCCCAUGGAGUCUCCAAGUUCUUCUCGCCGUGCGGAGGUGACGUGGCUCCGCGGGACCGCUACAAGUUCUGCGGGUCCCUACCGAACCAUCUGGACUCCAACGAGGAAGCGGAGUAUAGGAACAACAACAAUGUUAAGGAAAACGUGGUGCUGAGGCUACAGCCGCUGGUGCCCAAAGGGGAAGCUCUUCCUCUGGACCAGGGGUAUGGUUCUGAGAGAUCUCCUGAAGACGAGGUACCGCCGGACUUGCCCCCACCAACCACGGUCAACCAGCUUACCUGUCCUGUCCACCACCCUGCUGCCAAGCCGGUCUACCCCUUCCUGCAUAAAAACUCAACGUUCACAGUGACGUUGCUGAAGACUACACGAGGGCUGGGGCUCAGUGUGACGGGGGGUGUGGACACUGAGGAGCCAUGGCCGGGGCUCAUACGCAUCAAGCGGUUGUUCCCUCACCAGCCCGCAUGGCAGAGUGGUCAACUGGCGCAGGGAGACUUUCUACUGGUGGUCAACAACACUUCUCUGGUUGGCCUUACCAACUAUGAAGCCCUGGAGGUGCUGAGAACUACCCCCGCCGAGGUGGUGCUGACUGUGUGCCGCCCCCCGCCAGAACUGCAAGUGCUAAAUGCCCCUACACCAGCUGACAAUGCCCUUGCGCCACCACCUCCACGCAGAGACAAUGCACCUUCAACCUCCUCCUCUAGUCUACAGUUACCCCUCAAACGCAUGGAGUCCUUUGGGGAAUUUGAAUUGACGCUUAAAAAAGUAAACGGCAGCCUUGGUUUUACUCUGCGGAAGGAAGAUGAGAGUAUUCUUGGCCAUUACGUGAGAGCGUUGGUCCGAGAACCUGCGUUGUCUGAUGGACGAAUCAAGCCUGGAGACAAGAUAGUGGCUGUGAAUGGUGUAGACAUGUCGCCAAUGUCACAUGAGGAGGCAGUGACGUUUCUACGCCAGUGUGGCCAAGAGGUUCAUCUGAGGUUGUACAGAGAUGCAGUUCAGACUCCUGUACAGGCCUUGUCGCCAACGGAGCAUCACCGCACCAUCAAACCAAUCCUUAGGAAAGAAGCGCAAGACAUGCUCAGUGAUUUAGCAGUUAAGAAGUCAAUGUCACCAAAUGAAUCCAGUGGCUCAAGCACUCUGAGUAGAGAGGGCAGAACGUCAUCACCUCGGAAAAGAAGACUGACAAAAACUCCGUCCCCAGAUCUUAGAGGAGAGAGACUAGACAACCACCUAUCUUGGUCAGAUGAAGUAUUGGAAAGGAUAUCACCAAGCAGUGACAGUGACAAGCCAAGAAGACCAGACACCUUGAACUUUGGAGCUGAGAGGAAACCGCAUUUCCAAUUUUCUGCAGUCAGUAAAACUGAAGAAAAUCUGGCAUCUCUAGACAGCCUGGAUGGUAGCAGUAUAGGAGACCUGGGGGUUGGCCCUCUACCCUCAGAACCUGUCAGUAUGCCUCCUCUAUUGACAUCAACCUCAGACACCACCAUCGGCUUCUCCUACCGCAACCCCGCGUAUCGGUCGGCCAACCCUGCGCCGUCAAAAUCGAAAUCUUCACUGUCAGAGGACCUGCCAGAAAACCGAUGCUCUGACAAUGACCUGACGACAAGUGCAGGAGGGGAAGAAGGAGGAGACGGCAGCAAGGGACUGCUCAAGUGGAAGGGGGUUGUGUUCACACCAGACGACGGGACGGAAACUGCUACCGCUACUUCACCUGACGACUCCAUCAGUCAAAUAACAGAGGUGGAUGGGAAAGAAAACCAGGUACUGGUGGUAGAGUUAAACCGGGGCUGGAACAGUAGGCUGGGGUUCAGCUUACAACAAUCAGGGCGAGACACGCUUAUCAGUGCGAUCCAUCCAGACAGUGUCGCCUCACGAGACGGACGCCUCAAAGUCGGAGACCAGCUGAUCAUGGUUAACGAUGAAAGCAUUGAAGGGAUGUCCACGGCUGAAGUCAUUGAUCUUCUCCGAAAGAUCAGAGGCAGCAUUUGUAUCACCGUUUGGCGGAAACCAUCUUAAGACAAUCAUCUACUCUCUACAAUGACUCCCAUCAUUUGAUUGCCUUACUAUGAGUUUAAAAGAUUCCUAAAGAUUGUAUAAUGUAUUUAAUCUAAUUUUCCACUAUAUCAAUAAAAAAUAUAUUUAUAAAUCCUCGUCGAUGGCAUUUUGUUGUCUGAGAAUGACUGACUAUGAAUCAAAUGUUUUGUAGAAUAGUUAUAGGCUAUGUUUUUGUUUGAAUUAUUGUAUGUUUUGUUAUUUAUUUGUGUGCAAAACAUUGAUGCGCAUUACAAUUUGUUAAACAAAUUUAUAAAAACAACCCACAAUUUGAAAUAUUUUUAAGAGUUCAUAUUUUGUUGUAAAAAUGUGUUUACAAGUCAAUUGAAGUUUGUAUGAGCUCAUAGACAUUCUGAAUAUUUACUUUAUUAAGUUUUUGAGUGUUUAAAAUUAAAUUUUUCAAAUUUUACCUUGUAAAAAUAUAAAAUUAUAUCUCAUAUGUAGUGGAGACCAGAAAUUACUAGCUUAUGAUAAAUUCAAUUUACAAAGCUCCCUAGUCAAAUGUAUCUACCACCAAUUGCAAAACGUUGUGUAACUUUGUAUAUAAAACAAAGUAACCAAUAAAUAAUUUUAUUUAUUUA
Messenger RNA from Macrosteles quadrilineatus (aster leafhopper), 5512 nucleotides. RefSeq names its product tyrosine-protein phosphatase non-receptor type 13 (gene Magi). The coding region runs from base 102 to 4895 and encodes 1597 amino acids. The transcript is spliced from 15 exons. The record is from RefSeq and is a predicted model, not a curated record. Lineage: Eukaryota; Metazoa; Arthropoda; Insecta; Hemiptera; Cicadellidae. Gene Ontology annotation, molecular function: protein binding.